Molecule: messenger RNA, 3662 nt
Organism: Plectropomus leopardus (leopard coralgrouper)
Lineage: Eukaryota; Metazoa; Chordata; Actinopteri; Perciformes; Serranidae
Product: dihydrolipoyllysine-residue succinyltransferase component of 2-oxoglutarate dehydrogenase complex, mitochondrial-like
Biological process (GO): tricarboxylic acid cycle
Cellular component (GO): oxoglutarate dehydrogenase complex; mitochondrion
Molecular function (GO): dihydrolipoyllysine-residue succinyltransferase activity
Source: RefSeq, a predicted model, not a curated record
CGCCCUCGUGCCCUGAAGCAGCGAACUUCCGGCCCGCUCCUCCAACUGCUGUCAAAGUAGACACACAAGCCAGCCAGCGCUAUGUUAUCACGGUCCAGAUGUGCAUACCGGACGCUUGGUCGCUCUCUGUCGGCGGUGAGCCAGGCCAAUAAUGUGCUUGUCCGACAAAGUGUAUCAGGCCUCCCUGUCUGCAGCCGGCUAGUUUACAGGAAUUCUCAGCUAUGUGAAUUUCCAUCAUCAGCGAAUGUCCUCCACAUCAGAUACUUCAAGACGUCUUCUGUUCACAGGGAUGAGGUUGUCACAGUCAAAACUCCUGCGUUCGCAGAGUCUGUUUCAGAGGGGGAUGUGAGGUGGGAGAAAGCUGUGGGCGACUCAGUGACAGAAGAUGAGGUGGUGUGUGAAAUUGAAACUGACAAGACCUCAGUACAAGUCCCCGCUCCGGCAGCCGGUGUAAUUGAGGAACUGCUGGUGCCUGAUGGAGGGAGGGUAGAAGGAGGGACGCCUCUCUUCAAACUCCGGAAAGGAGCUGUUGCUGCCAAAGCUGCUCCCUCCCCAGCUGCAGAGGCACCAGCUGCAGCCCCUCCACCUCCACCACCACCUCCUCCAGCUCCAACCCCCACUGCCAUGCCUCCAGUGCCCCCAGUGCCACCACAGCCUGUCCAAGCCAAACCUGUUUCUGCCAUCAAGCCGACAGCUGCAGCUCCAGCACCAGCUCCUCCUGCAGCAGCAGGCCGAGGAGAAAACAGGGUGAAGAUGAACCGUAUGAGGUUGAGGAUCGCUCAGAGGCUAAAGGAGGCUCAGAACACCUGCGCAAUGUUGACCACCUUCAACGAGGUGGACAUGAGUAACAUUCAGGACAUGAGGAACAUUCACAAGGAUGCUUUCUUGAAGAAGCACAACAUCAAACUGGGAUUUAUGUCAGCGUUUGUGAAGGCUGCAGCACACGCUCUGACUGAACAACCUGCCGUCAAUGCUGUUAUUGAUGAUACAACCAAAGAGAUUGUCUACAGGGACUACAUAGACAUUAGCGUCGCUGUGGCAACUCCAAAGGGGCUUGUUGUACCUGUGAUCCGUAACGUUGAGACCAUGAACUUUGCUGACAUUGAGAAAACCAUUAAUGCACUGGGGUUAAAGGCUCGUAACAAUGAGCUCGCUGUUGAGGACAUGGAUGGAGGCACCUUUACCAUCAGCAACGGUGGCGUGUUUGGCUCCAUGUUCGGUACGCCCAUCAUCAACCCCCCCCAAUCUGCCAUCCUGGGCAUGCACGGCAUCUUCGACCGACCUAUGGCCAUCAAUGGCAAGGUUGAGAUCCGGCCCAUGAUGUAUGUGGCGCUGACGUAUGACCACCGACUCGUUGACGGCAGAGAAGCGGUAACUUUCUUACGCAAGAUCAAAGCGGUGGUGGAAGAUCCACGAGUGCUGCUUCUGGAUAUGUGAUGUUUCUACAAACACAUUACUCUUAUUUAAAGUAUGCAUCUUUAAAUGAACUCCAUGUCACCAAACACGCACAAGUCAUACAAAGUCGCCUACACAACUACUGUUGUCUUUUUAACAGUCUGACUGGACUGCGGGGGAGAUACUGGGGUUGUGUUCCAACUCUCACAUAGAGCUUAAAUACGUGGUAUUAUCUUUAGAAAAUAUGCUAAAAAAAUGGGCUUUGGCUAGAUCAACAAAGUAAAAAAAUUGCUUGCCAUCUUCUGUCUGUUAAUGAACAUUUGAAUUUCACAAAGAGACAAACACACAUUUACUGUACAAGUCUUAAGAAAAAAAAGGUAUACACACAGGCAUAAAAUGAUGUGGAGAACUCAAAGACAGGUGUGUGAUUAUACCCAUGUGCUCUUCAGAUUGACACAUGAAGUAGCAGAUAAACACUCCUAUCACAUUUGUGUAAUUAUGAAACAAAAUGGCUUUUCCAGGCAACAGUUGGCUGCAUGACUAUCUCCCCUGCUUGUUAGUUGAUGCUCCUCCUGAGCCACUUUUUUUCCACAACAGGGCCAAGUAGAGCUCAUAAAGUAGUUCAAGAUGUUUUUAAUGUAAACACAGGAUUCCUUCGUUUGCUGCUAGUCAUUGUUAGUAGCUAUAGCCUGGAAAAAGGAAUCAGCAAUCGGUAAAGCAGGUUUUUGUAUGGAACAUGUGUAUACCGGCGCCAUGUUUGGAGGUAACUCUGGUUAUGUUCCUGCUUCGCACAGUCAUCCAUGUCCUGUAUCAUUUUUAAUUUUGUUUUUAAGCAUCAAAGUCUAGACAUGCUGAUCAAACUGUUUGGAGCUUUUAGUAAAACAGACACAUGAAUUCACUGUUUAUUAGCAGAAACUGUACAAAACACGAACCAAACACUAGUUGUUUUUUUAAUCUGUAUGUAGAGUGGUACAGGAAUGAGUCCUAAAAUGUGGAAAUGAAUCAGCAUUUUUGCACUUCGGUCCCUCGUUAGUGAGUGUUAAGUGCCUGAAGUAAGGUCUGUGGUUAACAGAAAUGCGUCAGUAAAUACCCCACUAAGGAAUUUUGAAGUUUUUGUAUGUCUAAAAAAAGAUGGUAACUAACAAUUGACUAAAUCAGACUACAGGACGUCGUCGUGCCAAUCGUGGCUUCACAGGCUCAUGGGGCAGUGAUGUUAAAAAGGCAUGCAUCUGUAGUGCAGUUAGUUUAUUGCCUCACAUUUGCUUUUUAUGUUUGGCGAUUUCAUUUAUGUUUCACAGGGUUCCCACAGUCAUGAAAAACCUGAAAAAGUUAAGUAAUUAUUAUCUUGUUGUACAGAUCUGGAAAAGUCAUGGGAUUAGUAAAAAUCAUCGAAAGUUUUGGAAAAUCAAUGGAAUUUUAUUGGGUGUGAUGAAGGUAAUUUUUACAUUAACCUUACAGAGAUGACCUUCCACAUAAUGUAACGCAAGGAUAAAUUUAUCAUUUAUCGCUUCAGAAGCUACGGCAAAUCAAUGUUGCAAUGAACAACUGUUGUAUUGAAGGAUAUCAAGUCAAGCAGAUUAAGUCAAAUCACUAAUUUGCUGCUUGUUACAAAUAUAAAACUCACACGUUAUCAUUUUCUAUGACUAAUACUGGCCAAGCCUUCCCCUUUAACACAGGUUGCGUGUUUUUGUGACUUAGUGUGGCAGCAUUUGUUAUGGAGAGUGAGACUCUCCUGAGUGUAUCUGUGUAGAAAAGAACCAUAACUGGCAAAUGCAGCAGAUAGAGUGAUGCUCAUGCUUUUCUAAGAUGGAAAAUUUACUAUUUAUCCAUGAAAAGUUUUGAAAUGUCCAUGAGAAUGUGGGAGAACCCUGGCUUCAAAAAUUAUAACAGCGAUGUAAAUUCUUAAUGGUGUAAGAUUAUCUUGCUGAACAAACUGUGCAGAAACUUGUUUGCCACAGAGCUUAUUUCUUGCAAUAAUCUAAAAUCCAGUGGAAAAAUCCCAUGGGCUUUUUGUUGAGGGAACUAGGGUGACACUAUCUUUAGGGCUGCCCUAAAAGAAAACAUCAUUCCUGCAGCACUCUAUAUACUUGAUAUUGUUUAUGGGCAAUAUUUUGGGAGUAAUGUUCAAACCGCACAAUUUGGCAGCAGAUUUUUAUGUUGAACUCCAAUGUUGGACGAGAUUUGCAUUGCGCUAUCCUAUAUAUAGUACUUGUAUCUAUUUAAAGAAACAAUUUUAAACAUUAAACAUCUCAAGAGUUUUAUGUAAA